This is a messenger RNA of Aspergillus novofumigatus IBT 16806, 1174 nucleotides long. RefSeq lists its product as uncharacterized. The transcript has 2 exons. Bases 400 to 1038 code for a protein of 212 amino acids. NCBI's taxonomy places the organism in Eukaryota, Fungi, Ascomycota, Eurotiomycetes, Eurotiales, Aspergillaceae. The record is from RefSeq and is a predicted model, not a curated record.
GCGAUAUCAGCAACGGCUGAUUGGCUCGUCCAGCGGCAAGCACCACAGCGGGUCAAACUUCGGAGUGACUUUGGGGGAAUCCUUCGUCUCAGAACGAACGUCUCGCUAUAUCUACUCUGUACAGCAAAUCGAUCCAGAGGCGUUUCUCUGCCAGAUCUGCUCUCUCUCCCUCUUCCUCCCGUCACCGCUGCCAAAACUGGGAAGCCCACGAACUACCGCCACUACUAGUCCACUACAUCCCAUCGCCUCAUUCGAGUAAUAUACGUGAUUUAAGGUGCUUUCUGGCCCUUUACGAACCCGACGAGACAGGUUGGAUCCAGGAUACGUUUCUCGUUAGGGUCUUUCCCAUUCGAGUGCUACUUGACAGACUGUUGCCUUCCGAAGCCGAACAAAAUCAUCAUGUCCAACAUGUCAACUAACAGGCCUUUUCUGGCCAACUUCCUGGCGGCGUUUCGAGCACAAUCGACGUACAAGGCCUCGACAGCUGGUACUCAGUCCGCCGCAGGUCCAUCCUCCUCACUCUCUGCCGCUCAGAUCUCUCAAGGGGCCCGAGCAAUAGCCACCAAAGCCGGUGCCGGCUCGAAUGCGGCCACUUCAGCAGAGCAAGCAUCCUCUACCACUGCUGCCGUACAAGCGGCAUCAAACCACCAUUAUCAUCACCACUCUUCCUCUGCGGCUGCCGCAUCUUCACAUGCUAGACCUCAUUCCCACCCUCGACCGUCGCUGAAUCAGACUUCCCCGAGUACAGAAUCCCCUGCUUCUUCUAUCUCCACCCCUCUAGCUCCCUCUUCCCCGCCUACACCUGCCUCAUCAAAUCCCAUCCCCAUCGCGGACGGUCAUGACCGCCAACGGCGAGGGAGUGACAGUUCCAGUGGAUCGGGAGGCUUCCGGGAUGCCCUUGGCCCGGAGAAGUGGUAUAUCGGCGGUCGAACAGCUGCAGGAGAGGAACGCUUCUACCGGUUAGGGAUGGUGACCAAAGGUGGUGGACGACUGGGAGGCAGUGGACGAGUCGGGAGCAUUGAUCAGUUGAGCCUUUGAUCUGCGUUUGCUCCGAUCCAUUGGAAAGCUUCUCCAACUUGAUGAUCCUUAUGAUUGCGAAAAUUAUAUUAUGGAUGGGCGUUUGAGUGAUUGGCAUUGGUUUGGGUGUUUAAGGGCGUUUCCAUCUUACGACGGG